AUGGUGGCAACAGAACCCCUCCCCAUCGCCUCCCACAUCAAAGAAUUCGUAAUUCAAAAGAAAGAUACUCUUCCCCUUCCAUUGGCAGCCCGUACCCGUCUCGAAGCCGCAGGAAUCGAUCUCUCUCACGGAUACCCGGAGCGUCCAGCCAAGCCCCUUUUCCUCGACGAUGCCAUCUCUAUCCGUAACGAGGACCGUCCACAUAUUGACGCCGGUGCUUGCGCCGACAAGAGCAAAUCGGCAUUGCUCUCUGCGGCGAAAGAAGUCAUUCACCUGACGAAGAAUAUUGGCACUGAAAUUGUGGGACUUCAGUUGAAGGAUUUGACGGGUCAGCAGAGAGAUGAGUUGGCCCUUCUGAUUGCGGAGAGAAGUGUGGUUUUCUUUAGGGAUCAAGAUAUUACGCCUCAGCAGCAGAAGGAGUUGGGCGAGCAUUUUGGCGAGGUGGAGAUUCAUCCACAAGCCCCCCAUGUCCCGGGAGUUCCAGGCGUGACGAUCAUCUGGCCCGCUCUCAUGGCCACAGAAAGAAAGGCAUCCUUCAGACAACCAGGUGGUGCUUCCAGGUGGCACACAGAUCUCGUCCACGAAAAGCACCCCGCAGGAAUCACGCACCUACACAAUGAUACUGUUCCCACAGUCGGUGGCGAUACACUAUGGGCUUCCGGCUACGCUGCUUACAGCAAACUUUCCCCAGACUUCCGCAAGAUUAUUGACGGCAAGUAUGCAAUCUACACCUCAGCACACACCUAUCUGGACCGUAGCAAUCCCGAGGCCGGUCCAAAGCACAUUGAAAGGAUCCAUCCAAUCGUCCGAGUGCAUCCUGCUACUGGAUGGAAGAGUCUGUUCGUGAACCGAGAUAUGACAAAGCAGAUUGUGGGCUUGGAUAAGGCCGAGAGUGAUGUGAUUUUGAAUUAUUUGUACCAUGUUUAUGAAUCGAAUAUUGAUAUCCAGGUGCGGUUUAAGUGGACGCCGAGGACGAGUGCUCUUUGGGAUAAUCGGAUUACGAUGCAUAAUGCCUCGUGGGAUUAUGAGGGCUCGGAGCCGAGACACGGGACGAGAGUGACGAGUUUGGCAGAGAAGCCGUAUUUUGAUCCUGAUGCACCGACUAGGAGACAGGCAUUGGGACUGGAUGAUGAUUGA
Messenger RNA from Hyaloscypha bicolor E, 1137 nucleotides. RefSeq names its product alpha-ketoglutarate-dependent taurine dioxygenase. The transcript is spliced from 4 exons. Gene Ontology annotation, molecular function: 2-oxoglutarate-dependent dioxygenase activity. The coding region runs from base 1 to 1137 and encodes 378 amino acids. Gene Ontology annotation, cellular component: cytoplasm. The record is from RefSeq and is a predicted model, not a curated record. NCBI's taxonomy places the organism in Eukaryota, Fungi, Ascomycota, Leotiomycetes, Helotiales, Hyaloscyphaceae.